CAGUCGGAACUUGAUGGUUGCUAAGAAAUGUUUGAGUUUGCGUCCACCUAUGGUUAGAAUUUUAGCCAAUGAAAAUCUGCAUUUUGGACUGCUGCCGCGAAACCAGGGAGGUUGGGUCCACCGCUUUAAUGUUUCAGCGCCUGCGCACAUUGGGAAAAACUCUGGAAGACGGCGGAGGUACCGCCAUUUUGCGGGAAGAGGAGCAAUCAGGUUGCAGUGCUGCUUUUACUGCUGACACUUUGGAAGAUAGCAGUGUUUAGCACUCCCCAACAAACCCAAAGGAACGGAGAAGACCGGGGUCCCCCCUGGGGGACCCGGAACCGGUGAGAAACCUUGAAACUCGGUUCCUCCACGACGUCACCUGUGCGUGACGUAGCCGUACGGCGCCUGCCCUUGACGUCACAGGCAGAAAAUGGCCUCGAGAGCAGAAUCAGGCAAACUUUUAAAAUUAAAAAACAAAAAGUUUUUGGAUUUGGAAGUGUUUGCUAUUUAAAUGUAGUACACUGUCAGCAUUUUAGGGCUCGGCACGCUCGUGGCUAUAUCCUUUACCGAUGAAGACGCUGUAUCAAAGAAUCCCAGUGACUCACGGAUCUCUUUCCAGAUCCCUGCAUCCCUGACGUUUAGGGUCUCCCUUACUGAUGAGGGAGCAUCGACUCACGGAGGAGAGAACACCUAGAGUCAGUUUUCAGCCUCUAGUGUCACCACUCAGAGAGACGAGGGAGACGAGAUUUUUUCCUCACUCUGAAGUUUCUGGAAGACUUAUUUCAGUAUAUUGGCCUCUGUGGGCUUUUCCCUCUUUCUUUGUUGACCACACUUUCCGUGGAGAAAGAGUACAUGUGAGGUUUUUAGCAUUGGGACAGUGGCCCUCGCAAAGAUGGUGCUUAUAGGUCCAUUUUUAAAGCGUAGCCUUGGCUUGUUACAUAUCAUGGGAAAUGUUUUUAUUUUUUCUCAUUGUUCUUGUUCUUAAUUAAGCUGCCUUCAGUUUGAAGAAGUUUGUGUCAGCUCAGUGACCGGACCCAGGAGAUGGCGCUACCAUCACCAGCAUUCGGUGAAUUCUGCCUGAACUGAACUGAACUGACAGUGGUUCUUCACUCUCCUUUGCCCCCGCAGCAGUGGGCCUCAGCGCUGGCUUGGGUCUUGACUGUACUUUUAUGAUAGGUUCCAGGCAUUACCAUGAUUGUGGGUCCCUAACGUAGUUUUGGAGCAGGGAUGGAAGUAAGAUCUGUAGCGAUUUAAUGGAUAGGAUUGAAUGGCCUUUGACUCAUAAAUUAAAACAGGGAGAGAGUUUAAAAACUAACCUAAAAAUGCAUAGUGUUUGGGACUUAAAUGCUUUUAGGACACCAGAAACCUAUACUAAACCCAGUGAGAUUGCAAGUUAAAAUGUGCUCAUGUUGUAUAUGGUUAUACCUAAAUCAGUUCAUUUAUUUCUGAGUCUGAGUGAAAACUUGUAAUUGCCGGGGGGGGGGGGGGGGUUUCAUGUGUCAACUUAAGUGAAAUGUGUGUGUGUGUUUGUGUUGUUACCCCAACCCUGUACUAACACUCAGCAGUUCUUGAAAUCAGAAGCGUUUCAUUUAGGGAGGAAAAAGCAGAUUGUAAAAGAUAGGAGGAAUUUUAUGACACUUAGAAAAUUGGUAUAGACUUAGCAGCCAAAAUAACUGAAAGGAACGGUUUGAGGAUCAAAAACUUUUCCUUUUUAAAACUUUUUCCACAAUAGGCCAAAUAGUAUAUUUUACAAUUAGCCUGUUUCUUAGUAUUUUGAAACAUACACAAUAAGGUGUGGCUGAUGGGACUGAUUCUUUUGAUUCACCUAUCAGAACAUUAAUUCUCCAGAAUAGUAUAUUUUAAAAUAGACAUCUUAAUAUACUGUGUAAUUUUUUUUAGUUUUAUUUAAAGUUGAUAAGUGUAAUGAUUACUCUUAUUUUUAUAUCACUUUUUUGUUACUUAUUUUCAUGUUCCUUUUAUUAACUUUUAUGUUACUUAUUUAUUAAAUCAUCAGGUUUAAUAAAGUCAUGGGUUCUGAGGGCAACAUGGACAGCAUCACUAGAGGAUGUAUUAGCUGCUUUAAAGAAGACAAAGCUCUUAUAGAUAUGGAAAGUAUGAUUAUGAUUAACCUCUUAACAUAGAAAUUCUUAAGAUUUGCCCUGGCUGGUGUAGCUCAGUGGACUGAAUGUGGGCUGCAAACCAAAGGGUUGCUGGUUUAUUUCCUAGUCACGGCACAUACCUGGGGUGCGGGCCAUGUGAGAGGCAACCCACACAUUGACGUUUCUCUCCCUCCCUUCUCCCUCCCUUCCCUUUCUCUAAAAAUAAAUAAAUAAAGUCUUUUUAAAAAAUCUUAAGAUUGGGUGGGGGGGGCUUGGCUUUAUUGAGGUAUAAUUGAUAUAAAAUUGUGCACAUUUAAAGUACAGUUUGAUGAUUUUUGAUAUGUUGCACCCAUGAAACAUCACCUCCAAAGUUUCCUGUGUACUUUCGUACUUCUUUCCUCCUAGCCCUUCCUUACCUACUCUUGUCCCUCAGCAACUACUAAUCUGCUUUCUGUCACUAUGGGUUAAUUUGCAUUUUCUAGAAUUUUUUAUAAGUAUACUCAUGCAGCCCUGGCUGGUGGUGUUCAGUUGGUUGGACAUUAUCUCACAAGGAGGAUUGCUGGCUUGAUUCCUGGUCAGGGCACAUGCCUGGUUUGCUGUCCAUUCCCUGGUUUGGGCAUGUGCAAGAGGCAGCCAAUUGAUGUUUCUCACAUUGAUGUUUCUCUCUUUAUUUCUCCCUCCCUUCCUAUUUCUGUAAGGAUAAAUAAAUACAAUCUUAAAAAAUGGUAUAUAAUGCAUAUUUUUCUUUUUUGUCUCAUUUCUUUCAGCAUAAUUAUUUUGAGAUUCAUCCAUGUUAUGUGUAUUGAUAAUUUCAAGCUAGUAACUUUUGAGUAAUUUGUCCUAUUGAUUUUGUUUGGUAUCUUCUGUUUUUCUUAUUUAACAGGACUGUGGUAGACACAUUGGGGAAGACGAUUGCCAGAUGUGACAGCUUGGGGGAGGCAAGAAGUCUCACCCUGCCUGUCUAGACAGAAAGGCUUCAAAGUGGGAUUGGUUAAGCCUGUCUUAAUCUUUUUGAGUUAUCUAAACUCUAGUUGUUAUUGUAUGGAAAAUGCUUAAUGAUGAAUCCCUUAAUUAUUAAUGUUGGGAGGGAUAUGGUGGGAAAGCUUAGGGCAGUUCUGCAUUAUUCUGGUGUUGUUUGUCUUGAUCCUUAUUUUUAGUGUUGCAUUUUUACUUUUUUUAAAAAAUAUUUUAUUUAUUUAUUUUCAGAGAGAGGGGAAGGAAAGGAGAAAGAGAGAGAGAGAAACAUCAGUGUGUGGCUGCCUCUCAUGUGUCCCCCACUGGGAACUGGCCUGCAACCCAGGCAUGUGCCCUGACCGGGAACCAAACCGCAAUCGCAUGGUUCGCAGGCCUGCGCUCAAUCCGCUGAGCCACACCAGCCAGGGCGCAUUUUUACUUUUUUAUUGGAAACGUGCACUUUGCAAUUUAAGUUUAAACCAGUUAUUCAGAAUUUUGAACAAUAGAAUGGUGGCCUAGUGUUCAUUGUAAAAUGAAUGGUGAUUUUACUUAAGAGUACCAACAUUUUCUCUUCACAUGAUAGGACAGGGUCUGUAUUAAAAUUUUGUGUCUGUCUAGUUUCCUUCUAGACCCUUGAUGUGUUCUAAGCCACCAAGCAAAAAUAGUUCUGGUCAGUAAGGUGCAAAACUAGGUUAAGCAACAGGUGGUAAGACUCUUUUGAAAUUUAUGAAGCAGAACUAUACUCUGAAGUCUGUUACUUGAAGGGAGGGAGGAAUGUAGUGUGCUGGAAGGGGAGAAAAAAAUAUAAAUGAGGUUCUUAUGUAUUGAUAUCCUCUCCUCAGAUCUGCUACGGUGGCAUCCGAUGACUUUGAUAUAGUGAUUGAGGCCAUGCUGGAAGCUCCCUAUAAAAAAGAGGAGGUAAUAUUCCCACCUCACUCCUGGAAUUGGGAUGAGCAGCAAAGGAAGGAGGUAAAAAAGGAUGAUCCUAGUAACACCGGCAGCAGCAACAGUGUCAGUGGGAGCAGUACCACGGGGGAGGCAAGCAGGAAGAAGAGGAGUCGGAGCCAUAGUAAAAGCAGGGAUAGAAAGCGCAGUCGUAGUCGAGACCGGUAUAGACGGAGAAAUAGUCGGAGCCAAAGUCGAGAUCGGCAGCGUUGUCACAGCAGCCAUAGCCGGGACUGUCGUCAUAGUAGUGAGUCUCAAAGUCGGGACUGGCAUCAUGAAGACCGUGUGCAUUACAGGAGCCCACCACUUGCUACUGGGCGUAGGUAUGGACAAAGUAAGAGUCCUCGUUUCAGAGAGAAGAGCCCAGGCAGGGAGCCAGUUGAUAAUCUGAGUCCCGAGGAGCGUGAUGCCCGAACAGUUUUCUGUAUGCAGUUAGCUGCCCGCAUUUGGCCUUGAGACCUGGAGGACUUUUUCUCUGCUGUUGGCAAAGUUCAUGAUGUACGUAUCAUCUCAGAUCAGAACUCACGUCGUUCUAAGGGCAUUGCCUAUGUGGAAUUCUGUGAAAUCCAGUCUGUGCCGCUGGCCAUCGGGUUGACUGGGCAGUGGCUGCUGGGGGUGCCUGUCGUUGUACAGGCCUCACAGGCUGAGAAAAACCGACUGGCAGCCAUGGCCAACAACUUGCAGAAGGGCAGUGGUGGACCAAUGCGCCUCUUUGUGGGCUCCCUGCACUUCAAUAUUACUGAAGACAUGCUCCGGGGCAUCUUUGAGCCCUUUGGCAAAAUUGAUAAUAUUGUCCUGAUGAAGGACUCAGAUACAGGCCGCUCUAAAGGUUAUGGUUUCAUUACAUUCUCUGACUCUGAGUGUGUCCGGCGGGCCCUGGAGCAAUUGAAUGGCUUUGAGCUUGCUGGUUGACCUAUGAGGGUUGGCCAUGUGACUGAGCAACUGGAUGGUAGCACAGACAUCACUUUUCCUGAUGGAGACCAGGAGCUGGAUCUGGGAUCAGCAGGUGGACGUUUGCAGCUCAUGGCCAUAUUGGCAGAAGGCUCUGCAAUCCAGCUGCCAACCACAGCUGCUGCUGCCGCCGCCACCACCACUACCACUGCCCAGGCUGCUGCCUUGCAGCUGAAUGGAGCAGUUCCCUUGGGGACCUUAAACCCAGCAACCCUGACUGCUCUGAGUCCAGCCCUGAACCUUGCCUCUCAAGCAAUCACCUCCCAGUGCUUCCAGCUUUCCAGCAUUUUUACCUCCCAAACCAUGUGAGUCAGAGGACCUUGUUUGUUUUAGUCACUGGGAUUUUCUUCCUUUGGCUUCCAUUUAUUUCUUCUCCUUGCCCCAGGUAAAUCAGUGACACUGUACACUGCCUCCCUGUGCCGCUGGGUCCUGCCACUCCCUUCCUCAUGACUACCCUUCUACGGCCCCUUCUCUUCGUUUUGUGGACCAAAGCCAUCCUGAGGCCAUGGACAUUUACUCUGUGGAAAUUGGGGCACCCUUAGACACCAAGAAGUGCUCCUGCCUGUGGCCCCACUGGGAAUGGACUCUGCUGAGCAACCACUAGUCAAAGAGAACAAUUACCGAGCACUGUUUCUCCAUGUGCGUGGUCUCCUGAGAUGAUCAUCAUUGCCCCUUUCAGCCCUCUCUGAUUCCUCGGUUCCUGUAUUGGGAAGGCCAUGGGCAUUAACUGAAGGAACUGAUUUCUUUUUUCUUCCCCCUGUACCUUUACUCUACAAUUUUGCCAAGGGAAAAUCCUUAAGCCCUCUGUUCCAAGAGGACUUUGGAGUUUGGGGGCAAGGGGGUGCUGUCUUGAAGGUGCUGUCUUGCAGCUGCAAGGUCCGUGGAACAGAGCUUGGACACGUAUGUGCAUUGUGAAGCCUGCCUUAGACCUCAGCUUGGGACCAGAACUACUGUGCGCCCAGCAUCUUGCUGGAAGCUGUAGAAAUUAUCCACCCUGCCAGGCAUUUUGGAUGUCUUAGGGGCAUUCCAGAGUCUAGGGAAAGAUGGGGUACUUUUCGAGUAUCUUCUGUCUUCCUUUGUAUAGUUAGUUGUCCUUCCUCCAGGUCCUUUCUUGGUCCAGGGCAGGAGGAUGGUGGGGAGGCUGCUAUUCCCACCACUUCCCAUGUGCCUCUACUGUGGGCUCCACCCAGCUGUUAAAGCUGUUCUUGUCCUGUACUUGGGCACACGUGAGCCCUUCUUACUGAAUUUUAUACCCUUGUGUCUGUGUACAUAAAUAUACAUACAUAUAUAUGUAUAAACUUUGGACAAAAGGCAAGCCUCAUUGUUGUGGUGGCUAUGUGUGUGGUCUGUCAGUGUGUCUGAUGUUAACUUCUUUUUUUUUUUUAAAGAUUUUAUUUAUUUAUCUAUAGAGGGAAAGGGAAGGAGA
This is a messenger RNA of Artibeus jamaicensis (Jamaican fruit-eating bat), 6357 nucleotides long. RefSeq names its product RNA binding motif protein 23 (gene RBM23). The transcript has 12 exons. Gene Ontology annotation, molecular function: RNA binding. Gene Ontology annotation, biological process: mRNA processing. NCBI's taxonomy places the organism in Eukaryota, Metazoa, Chordata, Mammalia, Chiroptera, Phyllostomidae. The record is from RefSeq and is a predicted model, not a curated record. Gene Ontology annotation, cellular component: nucleus.